AUGGCCACCCGGGCCAAAGAUCAGCACAAGAAAGAGCUGAAGGCGGCUGAGGCAAAGGUAGAGCGCCUUGAGAAGGACCUGUCCGAAUACCACAAGUCGGACGUGGGGAAGAACCUCCAAGCGGAUACGGUGAUUGACACGGUGAAGAUCCUUCGCGAGAAGGUCAUCAAGGAUCAUCCGGAGGUGGAGUGGGACUCCAUUGCCAUGAUCAUGCAUGUCCUCAAGUUCAUGGACAGUGGUCGCAAGGCUAGCGAACUGGAGCCCUUUGCGGGGCUGGAAGUCGCUUCGCCUAACGCCGGAGAGGAGAAGGCGGAUGAAGAAGAGGAGGCGUACGAGGAGGGGGAUGAGGAGGAAGAUGAAGGCACAACAGAUGGUGAGGAUGCGGGCGAAGGGCGCCUCCCCGAGCCGCAGGGGACACCCGAGGGUGCAGUGUGA
Messenger RNA from Linum trigynum, 435 nucleotides. Lineage: Eukaryota; Viridiplantae; Streptophyta; Magnoliopsida; Malpighiales; Linaceae. The record is from the annotation of a GenBank genome assembly.